AACAAAUGAGUGAAAAUGUCAAGCGAUCGCCGGCUGUACACACUGUUAAAACACCAAUAACAUCAAACAAAGCCGCAUUGCUGCCAAACACCAGCGAUGAACCACCACCACCACCUGUGUCCGUUGCAACAAUAACAGCUACCACCUCGCCAAUUUCGUCUACUCUGCAAAAGGACGCUGCAAAGGUCGCCAGAGCAAGUAGCAGUAAAGAAAACAGAAAGGCGCCAAACAUGGCUGCUGCACUACCAACAGCCGUCAACGCCGCCGUUAUGACAGGCAAUUCACCUCCAGCAAUCCCUGUCACAAUCGCCGCGUUUGACAAGUCGUCGCCCAUCACCGGUGUGGGUUUGCAACCACACCACAUGACAGCGCCACAACAUGCCACGGUGUUAUCUGCUAGACGUACAGAAUCUAAGUCCAGUUUGUGUUCGCCCGUAUCUUCACCGCUGGCCGGUCGUAAAAAUCGUCCACUCUUGCCUGCGAGUCCCAAGUCCACGCCACCGGUGGCGCGCAAGAACUACCAUCUCUCGUACAAUGCCGCAACUGGUACUAUAACAUCGCCUAUUGCGAUACCCGCGGUGCCGCCGCGCAUGAUGGCCGCUUUAGCGUCCAGUCCAGGCUCCUCACUUUCGCUGUCUUCGUCGACCUCAUCGCCUUCGUCAUCGCCCCCGCCCCCUGUGCCAAUGCGCGCGCCCAAAUAUUAUUCCAGUGGAAAUGUACACCGUUUGCUGAAUGCGAGCUCGAAGGACGGCGCUGCUGUACACUUAAAAGGUUACAACGGCGCACAAGCUGCCAAGCCAGUCGUGGGUUCACCGAACAAUCGUAUUGGCGCUGUAGUGUCUACUAGUGGCGGUGGUAGUGUCAGUGGCGCAGGUAUGCGUUUACCAGAAGUCACUGCAGCCGGCACAAAAUCCGAAUUUGACUUGGAUAAAUUGGUGGCGCAGCAGAAGGAGCUGGAAAAGCAGACGGCUGCUGUUAAAAUGGAUGCAAAUAUCUAUGAUGCGGAAAUUGAGAUGAUGAACAAGUAUCUUAAAAGUCUACCCGAUUACACUGAGCUCGACAAGAAAUUGCAUAAGGAGUUUCAGGAGUGCGAGGACUUGUACGACCGCUUGAAACGUCGACAGGCGCCGGGCGUUUCUAAGUCCAAUUCCCGUCAGAGUGUUAUACUAAGCGCGCCGACAGAUCCACCGGCUUCAAACAGCGCGUACGCACCUGGAAAUAAUCUCACUAAAUCGUCAUCUAUUAGUUUCGGUAAUCCACUUCCUUCGAUGCAAAGUCUGCAAUCGAGCACCUCGGCCAACCGGUCGCGCCUGGCAUACCCAUCGAUCUUUUCCUCUCUCGGCCCGCAGCAGCAGCAGCAGCAGCAACAACAGGCGCCCAAACUACAACGCAGUACCUCAAGCAACAGUAUGCCGUAUUCGAAUCCUCCACAGUACGGUGGCAUACAAGGGUUCGCGUCGCCGAGCGGCAUGCCUCAAACGACCCAAUUGUGUGCGCAACAGAAGAAUUCAGCCACCAACGGCUCGAAUCUCUCCCUCAACAAGCAGCUUAUGAAUGAUUUUUGGACGGAAAAUCUCGCUACAUCACAAAAUCAUCAAACACCGAAGCGUUCCAUAUGGAACUAUGAAAAGAUUUGUGCGCCCUCGGUUAAUACAGUUGGUGUUGCGGGUGCGCCGCUUAAAGUGGAUGCACAAACGGCGAAGAAGCUCGCCAUAUUCGAUCCAACCGUUGCUGAGGCAGCACAAAAAGAGCUCCACAAGCCAAAUAAACUGCAGAAGAAUGCGUCACUUUCGCAUUUGGACAUGAAGGUGCGGCAGGCCGUUACCAAAGAAGAUCUCUACAAGCUAAUAUGCAAUGAAAACUCACCCACCAGCCCCACAGCGCCCAACAGCUUUGUGAGUAAAGUUCCCAUCAAGAUCGGCACACAACAGUCAGCCACACAGAUGCUACAGCCACAAUCACAGCUGACACAGCCACAACAUUUGCCUCAGUCGACUCCCCUGAACAAAAGUGUUUCCCUGUCACACGUGCCGUCUGCAGUGUUGGCGGCGCAAGCAAACUCCUCACACACCCAAACCCACCCGCAAGCCUCUACCGUUACAUCAAGCAAUCUGACGCGCUCCUCGAGUCGCACACACAUACCCUGCUACAUGAAACAUUUGCCUGCGUUGAGUCGCAGCACAUCAAACACGGCAAUUCUGCUACCCGUUUCCCCUGCAGCAACAGCACAGCCCUCAACGCGAGACAGAGACGUCACUUCAAAGAAGAUUAGUCAGCCAAAGGCAUUGAUGACCGAUUCGGCAACAACAUUGGUCACACCGGCGGCAGGAACGAAUCCACUCCGCGGCUUACUCAAGAGUUCGUCGAGUUCAAGUGUUUUUGGUAUUGGAGCGACAGCUAAAUAUAGUCCAUUCUAUAUGCAACCGCAACAGCAGCAGCAACCGGCGCGCACUGGCGGUGACUCAUCGUCAGCACAAACGACGCUGGCAGCAGCUGCGGCCACGCUGACACCGGCAACAACGUCUGGCGGCACACCGCUUGCGCCAGCAAUGACAACUUCUUUGGUGGCUCCAAGUGAGAAACCGAAAUCGGCGCUGAGUGAUGAGUUGAUGAUACGGCAGAAGCAGUCGCAGGCGCUGGCACAAGUGCAACAGCAAAAGCAAAAACAACAACAACAGCAGCAGCAGACAAAGGUAGAACAGGCGGUGCCGGAAAGUAAACAACAACAACAACAGCAGCAGCAGCUGACAGAUGCUAAGCAGUUACAUACGCGAACACAAAAACAAAAUGCCCCAAGCAACAACGUCAACAACAACAUCAAAGUGACAAGUAAAGCGUCUCAUGCAAAUGCGGCUGAUGCUGGUGCUGCCACUUGUACGCCCUCAUCUUCGGAUCGCAAAUCGGAGAAGAGCAACAGUACGAUCAGCACGAGCAGUGUUACAACAACAAAUUGUUGCACCACGCACUUGCCACAGUUGUCGAAAUUCACCUCAUCAUUUCACAUACCGUCCGCCGAUGCCAAGUCGGGUCAGCAGUCACAGCAAACAAAGCAAACCGCCACUGGCAGUGACAACAGCGCGAAAACUAGCGCAGCAGCUGCUGGUGGCGUUGAGGGCUACAAAGUUACCAAAGCACAGAGUAGCGCCGCUAUAGAGCUGACGAAACGUCAAAAGGACGCCGACAAUAGGAUCGAGAAGGGCUUGAAUGAAAUGCUGAAAAUGGGCAACAACAACAACUGUGACAAUGGCACCGCCGUCACGGCGGCAACAGCGACAACGCGCGGAGCCGCAGCCGGAGCUUCGCAGCCAGUCAAAAUUGCGGAAGCUAAAAUUCUGGCAAGCAAUGAAGUCAGCGCGGCUGCGCCUAUGUCCAGCAGUGCGCACAGUAAAAUGACUGAAGCUUACGGAAAUGCGCAACAGUUGUAUCAGCAACAGCAGCAGCAGCAGGCGCCUUUACAGUUGUCGAAGAAGAGUUACCCGAUUGGCAAGUCGAACUCCACCUCGCAGAUACCGUUUGCUUUUCAACGCCAAAUUUUACAGCCACAAUUACAGCCGAUUCAACAACAGCAACAACUAUUGCCACAAUCGGACUUGCUGCGCCAAAAAAAGCCACAAAUGUUGCAGCAACAACAACCCUCGCUAGCGCAAACACAGCAGCAGCACGCCUAUCCGCAACAGAAGCGACCCUUCCUCAACUGGAACUCAUUUGCCUGCUCGGCGAUGAGCGGCGCCACAGAUCCGUUUAUGCAACACCACCAGCACGCGCACAAAUUGCAGCACACUGCUUCGGCAACAAAUGUCAGCAAGAAGCUGAUGCAACAGCCCGCUUUCACCCAGCAGCAGCAGCAGCAACAACAACAACAACAACAACUGCAGCAGCCAAAAAUGGCAGCUGGCUUAGCAGCUUUCCUGCAGAAGAACAACACCAACAAAGAAAAUAAGUAUGCAAGUGCGCUGCAGCAACAACAGCAGCAGCAGCAACAACAACAAACGCAAUAUUUGCCCGGCUUCUUGCCAGCUCAAAAGCAACAACAACAACAACAACAACAACAACAGGCCAAGUAUAACUUUAUGUAUGCCCAACAACAACAGCAGCAGCAGCCUGCUCUUCGACCUGGCGGCAAUGCGCUGGCGCACUCUGCCUCCUUUAGCGCGGCGCAAAGGCCUAACGCUUUCCAGGCGAUGGGCAGCAAACCGCAACAGCUGCCUGGACAAUACUACAACGUGCCGCCGAAAGUGCAGCAGCAGCAGCAGCAGCCAUUGCAAGCCGAACGUAAAGUGUUGCAAACCUUCGAGCCAUAUUUGUAUCCGAAGCAUAGCAACUACAGUCUGGGCAGCAUGCAGCAGAAACUAUACCAACAGCAGCAGCAGCUGCCGCAUAAUGGUGGUGGUGGUGGUGGUGGUGGUGGUGUUCUGUCGCAACACAAUAACACACAACAGCAACAACAACAACAGCAAAUAGGUGGCGCAUCCUAUCAUCCAGCGCCUCACGCGCUCACUCAAUCCGCCUCCACAUCGGCCAUGUGCUUCGGCGAUGCAUACCGACCUUUGGCGCCACCAACGCCAUUGCCCAUUGCUGGCCAUCAGCAACAAGUGCUGUUGCAACAGCAACAAAGUAAUUCAGUUAUUUUAAAUCAAUCACAAAAUCAAAUGUCCAAAUCUGCACUAGCACUACACUAUAGCGAGACAGCAAAGCCCGUCAUACAAGAUGAUGCUGAUGGCCACUUGAUAUAUCACAACGGCGACAUUCUUCAUCACAGAUGUUCGUGACAACUUUUUGUUUUUCUUUCCUUUUUACUAUUUCCUUUUUAUCUAAUACAUAAACAUACAUAAUUGAAAUAUUAAA
Messenger RNA from Rhagoletis pomonella (apple maggot), 4845 nucleotides. Its product is annotated as mucin-5AC-like. Lineage: Eukaryota; Metazoa; Arthropoda; Insecta; Diptera; Tephritidae. The record is from RefSeq and is a predicted model, not a curated record. The coding region runs from base 6 to 4769 and encodes 1587 amino acids. The transcript has 2 exons.